Messenger RNA from Amphibalanus amphitrite, 1775 nucleotides. Its product is annotated as ionotropic receptor 93a-like. Gene Ontology annotation, molecular function: signaling receptor activity; ligand-gated monoatomic ion channel activity. The record is from RefSeq and is a predicted model, not a curated record. The transcript has 8 exons. The coding region runs from base 244 to 1347 and encodes 367 amino acids. NCBI's taxonomy places the organism in Eukaryota, Metazoa, Arthropoda, Thecostraca, Balanomorpha, Balanidae. Gene Ontology annotation, cellular component: membrane. Gene Ontology annotation, biological process: monoatomic ion transport.
GACGACGAUCUGUUCCCGCACGUGGACGGGAGGAUUCCGGGGCCGCACCAUACCCAUCAUGUCGCUGGAGUAUCCGCCGUGGCAGAUUUACAAGAGGGACAGCCGAGGCGUCGUUUACGAGUAUACUGGGCUGAUAUUGAGGUCGUCAACGAGCUAGCCCAAAAGCUGAACUUCUCAUACGUCGUUCGGGCACCCCGUGACGGUCUGUGGGGGAUCGAGGAGUCGCCCGGCCGCUGGAACGGUAUGAUCGGGGAGAUCCUGGAGGGCCGCGCGCUGAUGGCGGCAGGUGCCUUCACCGUGAACGCACAGCGGCAGAGCGUCAUCAACUACACCGUGUUCAUCGACCGUCAGCCGUACAAUCUGCUGACCAGAAGGCCGGAUCACCUGACCAGGGCGCUGCUCUUCCUGCAGCCCUUCGCCGCCGACACCUGGUGGUGCAUUUUCACUGCGGUGCUGCUGGCUGGACCUGUGCUCUGGCUGAUCAACCGUAACAGCUACUACUACCGCUACUACAAUAUCUCCAGCACCAAGGACUUCUUCAACCUCAAGUACUGCUCGUGGUACGCGUACGGCGCCAUCCUGCAGCAAGGCGGUCCACGGCUGCCUAAGGCCGACUCGGGCCGGUUCGUCGUUGGCGUCUGGUGGCUGUUCGUCCUGGUGGUGGUGACCACCUACUCCGGUAAUCUGGUGGCCGUGCUGACCUUCCCCCGGAUCAACAACCUCAUCAACAGCCUGGACGACCUGCUGGCCUUCCAGGACGACGUCACCUGGGGCAUCCAGGGCGGCACCGCCAUCGAAAACUACUUCAGGGAAUCCACGGAGCCCAAAUUCCGUAAGAUUUUCGAGGGCGCCAAGAUUCACAAGGAGGACACGGACGGCGACAUUUUGUCGAUGGUGCGCUACGAGCAGCACAUCUACAUAGAGUGGAAGACGAACCUGCUGUUCCUGAUGAAGGAGGAGUUUCGACGCACCGACCGCUGCUUCUACUCGCUGGGCAAGGAGAACUUCUUCGAGGAAUACGUGGCCAUGGUGGUGCCGCCCGACAGUCCCUACCUCAACAAGUUCAACAAAGAGAUAUCAAAGAUGCUGAAGGCCGGUUUCAUCCAGAAGUGGAAGGCCGAUUUCUGGCCCUCCCAAGACCGGUGCUCGUCCACGGCUUACGGAGGAGCGGGACGCCAGAAAAAGGUUGACUUGGAGGACAUGCAAGGCUCAUUCUAUCUCCUACUGCUAGGUCUGUUCAUCGGUCUGUCGUCGCUGCUGAUGGAGUGCUGCUACCGUAACACCGAGUUCCGUCGGCCGCAGCACUCGGCGCGCGAGGUGGUCAUCCAGCAGACGUUUCUCGAAUGAAGCUCCAAACUCAGAGACGUCGGGUGAUCGCCGUAUCGCGGACCCCUCCCCCGCCCCCUUCCCUAACCGUAUCCCGACUGACGAUGUCUAGGGAAGUCUUCGAUGUCAGACGGGGUAGCGGCUAGGUUGAGCUCGGGCGCAGGUGCUGCUUUUUUCGUAUGCGCACUUUCACUAGCUAUGACUCACGCCACAUUGUGCUGGUGUUCGCGUUCAGCACCUCCAUCUUAUGAUGUUACAUCUUUCCCGCGUUCGCGACGAUCACACGACGUUUCUGAGGGGGAGCAAACUGACAGGCAACAGGUGAAUUAGAGCAAAGCGACUUAUAAUGUUCACAUAUCAUGUUCAUUGUUCACGUCUGUUCACAGCCCUAAAUGUGUAGCAUAAAUGUGAUAACUUGGCAAUAUCUUUGCAAUAAAUGCCUCAAUUUA